Molecule: messenger RNA, 2096 nt
Organism: Galleria mellonella (greater wax moth)
Lineage: Eukaryota; Metazoa; Arthropoda; Insecta; Lepidoptera; Pyralidae
Product: inositol-tetrakisphosphate 1-kinase-like
Exons: 6
Coding region: 120-1187 (355 amino acids)
Biological process (GO): inositol trisphosphate metabolic process
Cellular component (GO): cytoplasm
Molecular function (GO): inositol-1,3,4-trisphosphate 6-kinase activity; magnesium ion binding; inositol-1,3,4-trisphosphate 5-kinase activity
Source: RefSeq, a predicted model, not a curated record
UUGACAAGAAUACCUUUAAAACAACACUGUAUACAUGAAGUGAAGUGAUUUAAAUAAUUACUUACAAGUGCAGCUUUUUAACUUAUCGUUAAUUAGUCUUUUUUAAAGCAGAUUUUACAAUGAACGACGGACUUUGUAAAACUAUUGGCAUUUGGAUGUCGGAUAAAAAAAGUCAGAAACUUAAUUGGAAAGAAUUAAUUAACACAUGCGCUUCACAUGGAUACAAUCUUGUUAAGUUAGAUCUGGAAAGACCACUCGAGGAACAGGCCCGUAUCGAUGUGUUCCUUCACAAGUUGACCGAUAUCAUCGCGGCGGCUGACCAAGGCGACCCGAAGGCAUCAACCAUUAUCGGCCACGUGGAGCAGUACCUGUCGAAUCACCCAAACAUAGCUGUUAUCGAUCCCUUAGAUAAUGUCAGAAUGUUAUUGAAUAGAUACUGCUAUUACUCCAUACUGCAAAACGAGGCGACAUUCCAAAAUCAAGGCAUAUUCACACCAACAUUUGCGGAGUUUACAACGAACGAUGUAGAAGUAAAUAUUGAAAUCAUGAAGUCGAGGGGCGUGAAGUUCCCCGUUAUAUGUAAGCCGACGAUUGCACACGGCUCCAAGUCGGCCCACGAGAUGGUUGUCAUAUUUAACGAGAAAGGCCUGUCGGCGAGCAAGCCGCCGUGUGUUGUUCAGACCUUUGUCAACCACAAUGCAGUGUUGCAUAAAGUGUUCUUAAUAGGCAACAGAUACCACAUUUGCAAACGACCGAGUCUCAAGAACUUCUACGCCUCAGAGGAAUUGGAACCAAUAUUCUACAGUACUGGUGAAGUGUGCAAAGCCGAUAGUCAGUCCACACUCUCAAUAUUAGAUCCGCACGACAAAGCCGACGUCACAAUGUCCAUAAACGAAGAUGUCAUUAAAACCAUAAUCAGAGUUUUAAGAAAAGAGAUCGGUCUCCUAUUGGCCGGUUUCGAUGUGGUCAUAGACAAUCAAACUGGUCACCAUGCGGUCAUAGAUAUAAACGUGUUCCCCAGUUACGAUAGUUUCCCCAAUUUCUUCGAGCAUCUCUUGGAAUGUAUAGACGAGAUAGUGAGGAGGAGAAACAGCAAAGAUUGUGUAGCCACUUAUAGGAUUAACGGUGUUGUCAAUGUUGGCACGUGUACAAGUAAUUACUGUGUGACAGGCAUGAAUGUUAAUUAGUCAUAAGUUUUUUUAAUUAAUUGUUGAUUUGGUAACUUACUCUGUAAAGGUACAGUUGCUUCUGCAGUGAAAAAAAAAAUUAAAUUGUUCUUUAUUUGAAUUUUAAUAAUAUAUUUUAUGACAUUCUCAAUUUGAAUUUUAACAUCUGUAUUUUUUUCUUAUGUGUGUGUGUGUUUUUUUUUAAUUUCCAAUUUUGAAUUGAUUAUGAUGUUCUUUUUUUGUCACAAUGAUUUUCUUUCGUGACACCUAUUGCCUGUUAAAUAUUUGUUUCGUAUUUGUAUUAUGAAGCUAACUGUAGCUGACUGCAUACCGUCCGUUUAUUUAAGUUUCCAUUAACAUAACAGAAUUUAUCUAUGAACCUGUAAUUUGGCAGAUUUUUUUUAGGAUCUAGAGAUUUACUCAGGAUACACAAUAAUAAGUCUAAACACAUUCGUAUUCACAUUGGCUUACUAAAUUUCGUGUUAUAAGGAACAUUAUGUGUUAAUUUGAGUUAUAAUAUCUUUAUUUUUUUUUUAAAUAUAGGUUAGAAUCUUUACUAAUAUUAUAAAUGUAAAAGUGAGUUUGUUUGUCACCUGAUAUCGCCUUAACUACUUAAAAUCAUUGUAUUAAAUUUGGUACACACAUACUAUAUGGGAUGGAGCAGAACAUAGGCUACUUUUUAUCUCGGUCAAUAACGUAUCCCAGUCACACAGACGAAGUAGCAGGUAAAAGCUAGUGUUUUACAAAGUACUUAUUUUUUUAAUCUAAUUUUUGCUGAGGCGUCAGUAAACACAUCUGGGUGACUAUGCCAGCCUCAUAGGGAAUGUCUGUAUGUUAGAUUUGUCUUGUUAAUUCAUCGGGCUCAUCUUUACCCACUGAUAUAGGCGUUUGGCAUUGCGACAACCAGGUUGAUACCAUGUAUUCAUAUUU